This is a messenger RNA of Corticium candelabrum, 670 nucleotides long. RefSeq lists its product as uncharacterized. The transcript is spliced from 5 exons. The record is from RefSeq and is a predicted model, not a curated record. NCBI's taxonomy places the organism in Eukaryota, Metazoa, Porifera, Homoscleromorpha, Homosclerophorida, Plakinidae. Bases 88 to 483 code for a protein of 131 amino acids.
GCUUCCAACGUGCCUGCGGUGUACUUGACUCCCGUUAGAGGAAGUGCGAACCGCUCUGCUCUUUUGAAGCACACAACGACCAAGAUCAUGAACCUUCUCAUCUCUUUCGCAACCGUUGCGAUUUUCGCAUUUUCUGUCGGCCCGACGAAUGGAUAUGAAUUCUGUAACGGCGUACUGUGUGACGGUUGCUGCUGUAACAGGUACGGCGACGGUUGCUGCUCUUGUUUGACUGUUACCGUGUCGUGGUGGGGCUGGGUACUUAUCGCUCUCGGUAUCAUCGUUGUCAUUGCUGCAGCGGUCGGAUGCGGCGUGUGGCGUCGACGAGCGUACGUUGCAAGAACGACGGUGUAUCACAGCGGCGCAGCGAUGACGUCACCGACGGUCGUGACGACUCAGCAGUCGCAGCAGACUGGAGGCUAUCCGCAGAUGGGCUACGCUGCUCCUCCUGGCUACUCUGCUCCUCCUGGCUACUCUAAGUUUUGACAAAUUAAGAGCACUUUGGUGUACGUGAACGGCCGCGAACAGUCGGUGAUACGUGGGUUGUCGUCUAGCUAGCAUUUUGAGUAGAUUCUAGAUAAGCAUGCUUGCGCACGUUUGCAUUUUGUAGUGUUUGCUGUCUCGCUUCGUUGUAAUUCGGGCUGAGGAAAUUAACAUGCAGGUAGGUAUAUGA